Molecule: messenger RNA, 2587 nt
Organism: Morus notabilis
Lineage: Eukaryota; Viridiplantae; Streptophyta; Magnoliopsida; Rosales; Moraceae
Exons: 8
Coding region: 7-2211 (734 amino acids)
Source: RefSeq, a predicted model, not a curated record
ACAUUUAUGGCUGGUCAAAAGAAGAGGAAACCUUGCAAAAGUCAAUCAAGUGAGAAAUUAAAUGCAGUAGAGCCCCAGCCUACAAACCCUCACACAGGAAAAUUACUAGAAGCGCUUAGUGAAAGGAGGAGGUCACUUCGCAAGAAGUUGAAACUUGGAGAAGAACCUUCAACUGAACAUGGGGAGAUAAACCCUGUUCAGGAUUUACUUAAAGAGGUUCCGCCUUGGAAAAAGAAAUCGCUACACAAGUAUGCAACCCCAAUGCAAGAAGUCAUGAAUUCAUCCUCGCAUGUUCCUAGCAGGUCAUUUUCUGGAACAAUACCAAGAGAUGACUCUCCCAUAAUUGAGACAAAUGCAGCCCCUCAAAAAUCACUAGGGAAAAGAAAUGCAGUAACAGGUUAUCCCCCAACUAACAAGACGAGGUCUCAUCGAUGUUCCUUUGAUGUCAACAUUAUUCCUGAAGCUUCUUUUCCUCCCAAACAUAAUUUAGGUUUGCAUGCAUCUACAAAAGCUCCAAGAAUAGUAGAAAGGGAGGUGUCCUCAGAAGUGAAUUCUUCUUCAAAAAAGAGAUCAAGUACUGCAACAACAUCCAGAAAAUCACCUGACCAAGCUCGUGUGAACCUAAUAAGAGAAAGGCAUGACUCACCUGCUGAUCUUACGUGGGAAUCACUUCUUUUACAGACCCUAAAAGAACGAUGUCGGGAAAGUGAUGAGCCUAGAGCUGAAGACAACUUGAUGCUUCAGUUACGCUCCCUAAGAGAACAAUAUCCCGAGGAUAAUGAGCCAGUAGCUGAAGAUAAUUUGUCACUUCUUUUACAGUCUCUUAGAGAACAAUAUCCUGAGCAUGACGAGCCAAUAGAACACUGUCCCAAGGAUGAUGAGCCAAUAGAACAAUGUCCUGAGCCAAUUGAACAGUGUCCUGUUGAUGAUGGGCAAAUAGAACAAUGUCUUGAGCAUGAUGAACAAUCUCUAGAGGAUGAUGAGCCAAUAGAUGACUCGGAAGAAGGUGAGAAAGAACCUCAAGUUACAACACCAGUCUCUAUAGAAGAAUCACAAGGACUUAUAGGAAAAAGAGGUCCUACAAAAUUAAAGGGCGUCGCUGAAGAAAGUGAUGGUCUGAUUGAAGUCAAAUUCAACACAAAAGGUCAGCCAAUUGGUCCUGGAUCAGUAAGUUUGUCUUCAUUCUUAGGACCACUUGUUAGGGAGAUUGUACCGGUAACUAUUGUUGAUUGGAGGAAGCUUACUGAGACGAUGAAGGGGAUAUUGUGGAAAGCUGUUCAGGCAAGAUACAAGGUUGAGGAAGAUUGGCAAAAGGCUUAUGUCUUUAAGGAGAUGGGUAAUCUUUGGAGAUCCUCAAAAUCAAGGUUGGUUAAUAAAAUAAGAGAAGUGCCAAACGAAGAAGAGAGACUCAAACUAAGACCCAAGAACAUAAAGUCUGAAGCUGAUUGGAAAGCUUUUGUGAGGGAAAAAACAAGUGCUGAAUUCAAGGCUAAAAGUGACAGAUUCAGAGAGAUGAGGAAGAAACUAGUCCCGCACACUUGUAGCCGCAAAGGAUAUGCUCGCCUGGUUGAUGAAAUGAGUAAAGCUAGUACAAGCAAGGCUCCACCUUCUAGAGAUGCUGUUUGGGCGAAAGCACAUAUAAAGAAAAACGGUGAACUUAUAACUGCAGCUGCUGGUGAAACCGUUGGGAAUACGGAAGAACAGCAGGAGACGACGCCCUUGUCUUCUAUUACAAAUGUGAAAAAGAGUGUUCUUUCAAAAGUCCUUGGUCCUGAUACUAUUGACCGAUCAAGAGCCUUCGUAAGUUCAGAACAAGAUGAUCGCAUUGCUCGAUUGGAAGAUGAAUGUAAAGAAUUGAAGGAGAAAAUGACAUAUAUGCAGUCCUUAUUAGAGGCUUUACUGAAAAAUCAGGAUAUGUCUUUCCUAAAUCAGGAGCAACUAAAUGCACUUCUCCCUUCCAGGAACAAGUGCAAGAUAAUGGAUUGGACUGGGUCUGGGGAGAUUGUUGCUGAAGGGCGUAGGUCUUCAACUGAUCCAAAAGCUUUGGUUCAUAAUAUUCCUCUUGGACCAAAUGCCAUGAGAGUUUGGGUAGAUGUUGUGAAAAAACCCGACGCAUUUUUGUGGAGACCUACUUCGGAGAUGACUUCUAUUGAAGAAGCUGUCGGUUGUACAAUUGCCUGGCCUGCUGAUAAAGUUAUUAUGACGAAAUGAAGAACUCAGAGAAAGAUUUGGAAUUGUUGAUGGAAGACGCAUGAAUGCUCGGUAGAAGGCUGUUUGCCGGUUCAUACAUACGCCGGUAGAAGGCGUACGCGUACAUCCUUUGGGACUCCUUGAAAAAGUUCUCUUUUUUGUCCCUGUUAAGUUACUUUCUUGGGGUCUUUGGUUAAAUAGUAUGCUCUACCUUCUUGAUUUAUGCAAUGAAUGUAUCAAAUGUUGUUUAUUUUACUUGUGGAUGCAUAAUGCAAGCAAUGUAACACUUUUAGGAUUUGGUCUAGAUUGUGUAUUGCAGAAAAUGACACUAGUUAUGGGCACGGCUUGUGCGAAUAUAUUACUGUUGAAACGACCUCUAAAUAACGGGUGAUUUACA